Molecule: messenger RNA, 204 nt
Organism: Eimeria necatrix
Lineage: Eukaryota; Apicomplexa; Conoidasida; Eucoccidiorida; Eimeriidae
Exons: 1
Coding region: 1-204 (67 amino acids)
Source: RefSeq, a predicted model, not a curated record
AUGGAGCUGCUGAGGGCUCCGCAGCAGCAAAAGCUGCAGCCGCUGCCGACGACGCCCGCCCGCUGUCUCAGCCUUCCAGCAGCAGCAGCAGCAGCAGCAGAAGCAGCCGCAGCAGAAGCAGCAGCAGCAGCAGCAGCAGCAGCAGCAGCAGCAGCAGCAGCAGCAGCAAAAGCCAUGAUGCAAAUGGCAAAGCAAGAGUUUUAG